Molecule: messenger RNA, 2245 nt
Organism: Physella acuta
Lineage: Eukaryota; Metazoa; Mollusca; Gastropoda; Physidae
Product: retinal rod rhodopsin-sensitive cGMP 3',5'-cyclic phosphodiesterase subunit delta
Biological process (GO): sensory perception of light stimulus
Cellular component (GO): cytoplasm
Source: RefSeq, a predicted model, not a curated record
CUACCAUAUUGGAUUGUUGACAGAUUCUGUGGAAACCAAAUUCGCAUACCUCACAACUUGAUUCUAGAUUUAUAUUCUAGAUCUAGAAUCUACUACUGCUUGAAAUUAAUUAGGAGGUUUUGUGCUUUUAUUUCAAUAUAAUGCCAUCAAAGCCAGAAGAUAUUAUGAAAGGUUUUAGAUUAAACUGGAUGAACUUACGAGAUGCAGACAGUGGGAAAAUACUUUGGCAGUCUAGCGAUGAUCUAUCUGUUCCUGAAAAAGAGCAUGAAGCUCGUGUGCCCAAAAAAAUUUUGAAGUGUCGGGCUGUUUCAAGGGAAAUAAAUUUUUCAUCUAAAGAACCAAUGGACAAAUUCCGACUAGAACAGAGAGUUUUAUUUAAAGGAAAAUGUUUGGAAGAAUGGUUCUUUGAGUUUGGGUUUGUGAUUCCUGGAUCAACAAACACAUGGCAGUCUUUGAUAGAAGCUGCUCCAGAGGGCCAGAUGAUGCCAGCUAAUGUUUUAAAUGGUCACGUUGUUAUAGAGACAAGAUUUUUUGAUGGAGACAUGGUGGUCAGUGUGUCCAAAGUCAGAAUUUUCUAUGUCUGAACUGCAAUAAUUUUAUAAUCUCCCAACCCUGUCAUCAUCUCAAGCAUGUCUAGACCACACAAAUACCUGAUUCUGAAGUGCUACAGAUGAACACUAUCAAAUGAGAACUCUUGUUGGAACUCUUCAAGGGUCUUGAUGAUAGACAAGGAUUUCAUCAAGCAGUUAAAUAAAGUUUUUUUUUGUCAUUAUGGGUAAUUAUUAUAGAGAACACUGUUUGCGUUUUCACUUAUUAUAUAUAGACUUCUUUUAUUAUUCAUAUUUUUAUAAUUAGGGCAAUGAAUGCUGUCUAUAAGUGUUUUCUUUUUUACUUUGAGGUAAAGUCUGAUGCUGUACCUUUUAAACCGUUUAUCUUUUUUAUGUAUAGCAUGUAUAAAAAUAUUUUAAUGGUUGGUCAUUAAAGAUAUAUUACUUUAUAGAGCAUAUACAAAGAUAAACCACCUCAAUGGGGUCAUUAGAAGUCCAAGAAAAUGCUGUGAUUUAACAUGUUGCAAUUAAUCAGUUUUAAUUAUGCUGUAAAAUGUAUUUUUAGCAAGGAAGUAGAUACCGUCAAAAAGGAAAUUAUUUAGAUACAUUAAUCUUUCUUGAUCUGUGGAGGCCAGAUACACUAGAGCAUUCCAAUACUUAUUCUUACUACUUGAAAUAUUGUUCAAAUGUUGGCAUUUCUGUAUAGAAGUAUAUUCAAUUUUUUCAUGUGUAAUGGAGAUAGAUAAGUGAUGCAAGCAAGGUUUGCAUGUAGUUAUUUUUUAUAACAAUAAUGCAAAUUAAGAAAAUUCUAACAAAAAAUAUGAAGACAGGUAUAACAUUAUUGUCCUCAUAGGAAAAUGGUGGUAUAAUGUAUCAACCGUUAUUGCCUCCAUUAUUUAGAGCAGUCAUAUUGUGUUGGUAGCAAGCAUGGUCAUGUGUGAAUGAAAGUAAAGAAAAAAAGGAUGUUUUUAAUUUAUUUUUUAAAAUCAAAGAUUUAUAUUCUUCUAGCAUUUGAAAGAAUUGUACAUUUUUAAAAUCUUAAAUCCUCCUUUGCAACCCUACUUGAUAUAGUGCUUUGUUGUAGUCAUGCUGCUUAAGUAAAAUUCAGACCAUAUCACAUUGUAUUCAGUAAGCCUAAAUGUAAUGUAACAUUAUGUUGUAAUGGUAAUACUUUACAUAUUGCUAAUCAAACCAGUUAUUAUGAAAGUGAAAACCCAGAUUAAUGUUGCAUGUGGCUGGUGAUAUGAUUUGAUGUUUAGCAAAAAAUAACAUUUGAACAUAUAAAUAAAGCCUAGUAGUAUCAUUCGUUGGUUAACAAGCUAUACCUUUUAGAGUUAGCAAAUUAACUUAAUACAAAAAGCUUUUGGUUUCAUGUUCAAACAUGUUUUGUCAGUGUGGCUUUAUUAUAUAUUUUUUAUAGAUCAGUAGUAAUUCACAAGCUUGAGACUGUUGAAAACAUGAAUUUACUUAUAAGAUAUAGAUCUAUUUGAAAUAUUUUGAAGUAGAAAACUUGUUAAACAUGUAAUUUUGUGAUAAUGUUGUACAUAUUUAUCUUUGUUUUGUUAACACUUUCUUUCAGCUUUUGGUAAUAAAAUUAGGUGUAUUGUUUCACUCCGUACUGCCUGAUCUCUUUGCAAUGACACAAACCAAAAUGACCAAACUAUAUUUUUGUGUUGCUUGGUUAGCUGCUGUCUAAA